This is a messenger RNA of Cryptococcus amylolentus CBS 6039, 921 nucleotides long. RefSeq lists its product as hypothetical. Bases 1 to 834 code for a protein of 277 amino acids. The record is from RefSeq and is a predicted model, not a curated record. Gene Ontology annotation, molecular function: hydrolase activity, hydrolyzing O-glycosyl compounds. NCBI's taxonomy places the organism in Eukaryota, Fungi, Basidiomycota, Tremellomycetes, Tremellales, Cryptococcaceae. The transcript is spliced from 9 exons. Gene Ontology annotation, biological process: carbohydrate metabolic process.
AUGACGACCACCGGCACAGACUUGCGGAUCAUCUCUUCUUCCACUCUCGGUGGCCUCCACAACGGAACAAACACCCAAGUCUACACCAGCGAUGUCGAAAAAGAAGACAAGAACGUCUGGGCCGGAGAGCUUCACAAGAUCGACGGGUCAUGGUACAUCUACUAUUCCUUCCAGGAACGUCCAUGGGUCGUCAAAGGCGGUGCUGACCCCCUCGAUGAGUAUCCCGACCCGCCCGUAAAGCUCUCAGACUACUUUGGUAUCGACGGCACCAUCCUCAAGUACUCCGAUAAAAACUAUUUCGUUUGGUCCUGCCACACCGACAGCCCCUCCGCCGACUCAAUCUGCAUCUGUCGCCUCACAAGCCCUACCACCCUUGACUGGGCCAAUACUGGUGUCAUUUCUUACCCUCGGGACGAGUGGGAACAGGAAGGGGGUUCGUCGAUCAACGAAGCCCCGUCAGCUCUGUAUUGGGAGGGGGAGACGUACUUGACAUUCUCGGCAAGUCACUGCAAGAGUGCGGGAUAUAGCCUUGGUUUACUUCAUCUCACCGGUGAUAACCCACUCGACUUCGACUCGUGGACCAAGACUGGUCCAGUGUUCACGUCUGGUAACGGCGAGUAUGGCCCAGGCCACAACGGCGUCUUUGCCUCUCCUGAUGGUACCGAGCUGUGGCAUGUCUAUCAUGCUGUUACGAAUUCUGCCGGGUCUUGUGGUCAAGCAGCUCGUCAGACAUUCGCUCAGCAGAUCGACCUCUCGCAAUUCUCGACCAAAGGACCGAUCUUCGGGACUCCAAUCGGCAAAGGAGAAGUCGUCAAUGGACCCUCUGGCGAAUAAAUGGAGCAGAUUGGUGGACGCCCGUGCGGGUUGCGUUCUCCCUCGUCUAUAAUUGUCUAUUGUCGACUUUUUGUUCGUUUGUUUGCG